Messenger RNA from Monomorium pharaonis (pharaoh ant), 531 nucleotides. RefSeq names its product acylphosphatase-1. The transcript has 4 exons. Gene Ontology annotation, molecular function: acylphosphatase activity. The record is from RefSeq and is a predicted model, not a curated record. The coding region runs from base 1 to 378 and encodes 125 amino acids. NCBI's taxonomy places the organism in Eukaryota, Metazoa, Arthropoda, Insecta, Hymenoptera, Formicidae.
AUGACCAGAUUCAUCCUUCUCGUUUGUCUGCUGUUUCUGUCGUCGUUUCCCGUGAAGUUGCCGCGCUCGGCGGGAGAGGGGACGGAAAUGUCAAGGAUGCUCGCGGUAGAUUUCGAAGUCUUCGGCGUCGUGCAAGGUGUCUUCUUCAGGAAGUACACGCAGAAACGUGGCAAGGAGCUGAACCUGAAGGGAUGGUGCAUGAACACCCCAAACGGUACCGUGGUCGGCCACCUGGAGGGGCAGAGGGCGCAAGUAGACGAGAUGAAGCAGUGGCUUCGCUACACCGGAAGCCCACAGUCGCGGAUCGACAGUGUGCAGUUUCGUAACGAGAAGGAAAUCUCCGAGCCGACGUUCACCGACUUCGAAAUCCGGAAGUAGAAUUUCGGAAGUACAUAGCGGCGUUGUUCUCCGAUCGAAAACGGGGGAUCUAACGACGCGCAAUUAACAUUAAUAAAUUUUAGAAAACUGUUCCAAGUUCGCGUCCGUAACGAAGCUGUAUUUAUUUUAAUAAAUAUAAGUAUAGUUAAAUUA